AUGAGGGCGUGGCUCGGUGAUGAAUCAAGUUUAUCACCGAUCCCACCUUCUUCAUCUACUCCUCCAAAGUCACCAACCACUGUAGCUCUCGGUUUCGAGAUCUACCAACUUGGCGGAACCAUUAACAAACGGCCAUCCUCAGCCGUUCGUGUGUUUGACUGUCGGACCCAUACGUGGCGUGAUAAUGCUCCUGAUAUGACGGUCGCAAGAAAAUUCGCCAAGGCUGCUUUUAUAGACGGGAAGAUAUUUGUAACUGGAGGCACAGAGGAUACAAUGAACUGGGUUGAGAUUUUUGACCUCAAGACUCAGACCUGGACGCCUUUGCCUAGCCCUAAUAAUGCUAAGCUAAUCUUUAUGGACGAAAGCUAUACGUUAGAAGUGGCAAUACAAGAGAAAAUAAUCUGGAAAAGGGUUAUGGGUUUGGAAGAGCUGUAUAUAAACCCUCUUAUACGCUACUCCACGGUUAGGUUAGGUAACUAUUGUGGGACACUCAUCAUUCUAUGGGACAAGCCACGGUCACACGAGUUUCCAAUGCCAAUGAGGAGUCGCUGUGUUAGCUGCAAGAGAAUUUGGUAUGCGGUGAUUAGGUUGGAGAAGAGAUUGUCUGGAUUUGAAAUUUUGGGCAAGAUUGAAAGGUCUAAGGUCUUGUGCUGUGUCACUCUUUGA
Molecule: messenger RNA, 666 nt
Organism: Brassica oleracea var. oleracea
Lineage: Eukaryota; Viridiplantae; Streptophyta; Magnoliopsida; Brassicales; Brassicaceae
Product: putative F-box/kelch-repeat protein At4g35120
Exons: 2
Coding region: 1-666 (221 amino acids)
Molecular function (GO): protein binding
Source: RefSeq, a predicted model, not a curated record